AUGACCGCAAGGGUGCAGCGGCGGGUGCCGGUACCUGAGAAGGCCGAGCCCGCGGGACAGCGCAGACUGUUGGAGGGAACAAGCUCCAGAGAGGAGGCUGAGACCGUACUGCCUGCCAGGCUGCUACGGCUUUCCCAGGCGAAACACCGCCGUGGCUCCGUACCCGUCGGGCAGGGUUUCCCUGGGCUGCAGCCUGCCCUCCUCACGGCUGGACCGUUCUUCCAACCGCCCCGGUCCCGCUCGCCCGACGGAGCCUCUUGUCCCACCGGAGGUCGCAGCCCACGCAGUCCCGGGACGUGUGGGGCAGCGCACUGCGAGCGCGGCCGGAGGCGGGCCGGCCCCGCCCCGCCAGGUUAUACAGCCCCGUCCUGCCGCCCGCCUGCUCCCGAUCCUCCCACCCCGCCGCCAAGGACCGGCCAGUCGCUGCCUCAUCGCCGCGGGGCCAGGACCGGGUCCGCCUCCCCGCGGCCGGGCGAUGGUGCCGGCGCCCAAGGGCGCCCUGCUUGCUGUCCUUCUCGCCGUCCUUCUCGUCCUCCUCCUCUCCGCCGGGCUGGCAACCGCGAGCAGGUGAGCGGGGGCACCGGGGAAGGGGAUCGGAAGCGUACCUGGGGCCUUGUGUGGCAGCACCGUGUGGGGUCCCGGCAGGCAGACCUGGGGUUGGGUCGGAGUCAUCGGCGGGUGGCCGAACUGGGCAGCAGCGUACGCACCCUGCCGUGCCGGGGACUGCCGCCGUUGUCGGUGAGUCUGCGCUUCACCUGGGACCGUGGAGAGUUGCCGGUGCCACGCUGCACAGCCCAGGCCUCUCCCUGCAGAGCGGGUAGCGCGGCUCCGUGCUCAAGAGCUCAUGGGCAGCUGGUGAGUGUGAACCAGCCUGGGGUGUGUCACUACGGUUCUAGGUUGGAUUGCUGUUAUGGCUGGAAAAAGAACAACAAGGGCCACUGUGAAGCUAUCUGUGGACAUGGCUGCAAGUAUGGCGAGUGCAUGGGACCAAACAAAUGCAAAUGUUUCCCUGGAUUUACAGGGAAAACCUGUAAUCAAGAUCUGAACGAAUGUGGACUGAAACCACGACCCUGUGAACACAGAUGUAUGAAUACGCAUGGCAGCUACAAGUGCUAUUGUCUCAACGGGUACAUGCUUAUGCCAGAUGGCACAUGUGCAAGUUCUAGGACAUGUGCCAUGGUGAAUUGCCAGUAUGGAUGUGAAGAAGUCAAAGGACAGGUGCGGUGUCUUUGUCCAUCAGGUGGCCUUCAGCUGGGACCAGACGGAAGGACAUGCAUUGACAUUGAUGAAUGUUCUUCUGGCAAAGCUGUCUGCUCUUACAACCGCAGAUGCAUCAACACAUUUGGAAGCUACUAUUGCAAGUGCCAGCCUGGUUAUGAACUGAAAUAUGUCAGUGGCCAUUAUGACUGUGUAGAUGUAAAUGAAUGUGUGACAAAUACACACAGGUGUAAUCUCCAUGCAGAGUGCCUCAAUACCGAAGGAUCCUUCAAGUGCAAAUGUAAACAAGGCUACCGAGGAAGUGGAUUCAGUUGUGCUGUUAUCCCUGAAAAGUCAGUGAAGGAAAUUGCAAGAAUCUCUGGAACAGCUAAGGACACAAUUAAGAAACUCCUUGCACAUAAAAACAGCAUGAAAAAAGAUGAAACAAUCAAGAAUGUGAUUCCAGAAGCAGCUGUGACAUCACCUUCUAAGACCCACUUACAGUUAUUGGACUAUGAAGAUGGUAUUGAUCGUAGUGAAAGCUACAGUGAGGAAGAGAAAGAAACUGAAGUGGCAGAAGAUUCAGAUGAAGAGGAAAAGGAAGGUUUUGAGAAUCAAGCCGACCAUGAGCAAAGCCUUAGAGGAGAUGUCUUCUUUCCUAAGCUGAAAGAAGCAGCUGCAUUUGGCCCUCUCCUGGCACAGAGGAAAUUUCCAGUGUCAAGACCAGAGCAAGAAGUUGACUGCAGUUUCAGUCGAGGAGUCUGUGACUGGAAACAAGAUACUGAUGAUGACUUUGACUGGAAUCCUGCUGAUCGAGAUAGAGGUGAUGGGUACUACAUGGCAGUUCCAGGUUUUGUGGGGCACAAGGAGGAUAUGGGACGUCUAAAACUGCUCCUCACUGAACUCAAACCAAAGACCAGCUACUGCUUGAUUUUCUCUUACCGGCUUGCUGGCGAGAGAGUAGGGAAGCUUCGGGUGUUCCUGACAAACGAAAAACAUGCUCCUAUCUGGGAGCAGGACAAAGGAAAAGAUGAGAGGUGGAGAACUGGGAAAAUAGAGAUAUUUCAGGGGGGUGAAACAACCAACAGUAUCACUUUUGAAUCAGAACGUGGGAAGGGAAAAACUGGAGAGAUUGGAGUGGACAAUGUUAUACUAAUUUCUGGUCAAUGUCCAGAAGAUGACUGA
This is a messenger RNA of Indicator indicator, 2382 nucleotides long. RefSeq names its product EGF like domain multiple 6 (gene EGFL6). Gene Ontology annotation, molecular function: calcium ion binding. Lineage: Eukaryota; Metazoa; Chordata; Aves; Piciformes; Indicatoridae. The transcript is spliced from 12 exons. Bases 1 to 2382 code for a protein of 793 amino acids. The record is from RefSeq and is a predicted model, not a curated record. Gene Ontology annotation, cellular component: membrane.